This is a messenger RNA of Tetrapisispora phaffii CBS 4417, 2217 nucleotides long. It is a transcript of the gene SLX4, whose product is annotated as Slx4p. Gene Ontology annotation, biological process: DNA repair; DNA replication. Lineage: Eukaryota; Fungi; Ascomycota; Saccharomycetes; Saccharomycetales; Saccharomycetaceae. Gene Ontology annotation, cellular component: Slx1-Slx4 complex; nucleus. Bases 1 to 2217 code for a protein of 738 amino acids. The transcript has a single exon. The record is from RefSeq and is a predicted model, not a curated record.
AUGGAUUUUAGGACAGCACAAAGAAAUUUAGAGUUAGUCAAUCAGAAUGCAGAGAAGGAUGACCUUGAUGAUUUGGAAGCAAAUGUCAAUACGAGUAUUGAAAUGGAUGAAGAAAUUAUUGGUACACAAGUACCUUUAGCUAUGUUUUCUGAUGAUGAUAUUGAUCCCAUGGAUUCAGCUAAUUCUAGCCAACAUAGUCAAGUUUUCUCACAAAAACUUGCAUCAAAUAAUGAAAUUAGAUUCGAUGAGGUCCAAUUACAAACGACUGAUUUGGCUUUAGACAAUAAAAAUACGGCUAUGACUACAAAAAUUAUCGAUCAAGUAAAAGAUAAUUUGAACCUAGAACUUUCCAAAGGGAAUGAUUCGGAUCAGAACAGCAUCAUAAUUAUACCUGAUGGGCUUCACAAAGCAGGUUCUGAUCCCACAGAUGACAAUAUGGAUAAUCUUAUGAAUAACAACAUGAAUAACAAUAUGGAUAACAACAUGGAUAAAAAUAUAGAUAGCAAUAUGGAUAACAAUAUGGAUAGCAAUAUGGAUGAUAAUAUGAAUGAUGAUACGGGUGAUAAUAUAGGUGACAAUAGAGAUGAAAUAUUCAUGAACACACAAAUACAAGGUAGAUUAGACGACUUUGAGAAAGAAAAAUUAUUGAAAUCAUCAUUAAAAUCAACUCUUAAUCACUUUAAAUAUCCCAGAUUCGAUAGCCCAUCAAUUGGUAAUUCAAAAGAAAAUAUUGGUGAAUUGAAGAAGUCACCAGCGAAAAGUAGACAAAGUAAACUGAAACUUCAGAAGUCAAAUAAUGAUAAGAAAGUAAGUAGAGCAGAAAGGGUACUUAAACUUCUUUCAGGAAAGCAUUCUAAAGUGAGAGAUAUAAUAUCGAUUCAAAGGAAUAUUGAAGCAAAGAAAACAAAGGCUUCAAAAACUAGUCAAAAUUCUAUGAAAUUUGACAUUUACAAUGAACAAGAAUGGAAACAAAUAACACAACUGAUAUUUGAAGCGUUUCCCAAAGUUAAAGAGUUCGAAAUGAAGGAAGUUUAUCAUUAUAUAUACGGUGAAGAACAAGAGGUCGCAAGCGGGAAUAUGUGGGAAGCAUCUCAAACCCCACUUUUAAGUUUACACGAAGAAAGAAAAGGGGAUGAAUAUAACUAUGAUAAGUAUAUCCAUCGUCUUCCAAUAUAUUCCCAACCAAGCAAUGUAGAUGUUGUAUCACUAUCACAAGUUAUGAAUGAUAAAAGCUUUUCCGAAUUUAAAUUUCAAUCACAAAGUGAUGAAUACGUCGAGGUUCAGGAUAGUACAGAUGAUGAAGUUUUUGAAAUUAUUCCAAUGAGAUCACCAUCAAAAAGUGUAAUAAAUGAAGUUGAAACCGAAAAUGAAAUGUUAAAAUUUCCACCAAUUUUAAGACCACCUUCUCAAAAAGGAGACCAACCAAUCUUAGAUGCAACUACUUUGAUUCCGAAUACGAAUUUUUUUAAUGGUGUUAUAGACCUAACUCAAGAAUCUUUUAAAGCAGUGAACUCUUUGAUUUCUCCUGUUAAAACUGAUUAUAUAGAAGCUACUGAGAUAACUCAAGUCCAAGUGCCUGCAUCUAGAAACAUAACACUGCAGAGAGAAAACCAGAGCAAUCUUGAUUUGAAUGAAACCCAUUAUAAUACUGUAAAUCUAACACAAGAUAACUCAAUAACCUAUCAAUUUUAUGGAGAUAGAAAAAAAGUACUUGACAAUAAUUUUAAUAUUGAGCUUAUAGAAAAGUAUCAAAUCGAGGUCGGAGAUUCAGAAGAUGAGAAUAAUGAUGAUUUAAUAGAGCCAUCGAUCAUUGAAAUAAAAGUUAGACCAAAUACACCGACUAGCUCACCAAAUAAAUCAGUGAAAGAAAUCAUUACCUCUCAAUCUAUGAAAAAACUUAGAGAAAAUAUGAAAACUAUCGGUUUAAAACCAUUAAAAAGCAAAGAGAAAAUGAUAGAAGCUUUAACAGUUGCAUCACAAGUAUUUGAUGCAGAUGAUAUAGGUCUGCACACCCAAAGAGAAGAAGUAUACAGGCAUUUAACGUUGUUAGUCAAACAAAUUCCAAGUUUACUCGAAAAGAUAUAUACUUUCGAACCCGUUUUUAUUGAAGAUCUAGUAUCACAAUUGGCUGAUUCUAGUCCAUUCGUUGAGCAUAUCGACGAAGUUACUAUAAGGGAGUGGGCAGACAAACAAGGCAUCUGUCUUCGUAAAAACUGA